Messenger RNA from Durio zibethinus, 2039 nucleotides. Its product is annotated as myb family transcription factor EFM-like. Gene Ontology annotation, molecular function: DNA binding; DNA-binding transcription factor activity. Lineage: Eukaryota; Viridiplantae; Streptophyta; Magnoliopsida; Malvales; Malvaceae. The record is from RefSeq and is a predicted model, not a curated record. Gene Ontology annotation, biological process: regulation of DNA-templated transcription.
CUUCCUUUGUUAUUUGGAAGAAGUUACCAUCCCCUCGUCUGCUUUAUACCCAGCUUUUUCUUUUCCUCCCUCUCUCUAAAACCCUUACUUUAUUCCUCCCCCUAACCCUCGAACUCACCCCUAAAAUACGAUCCUCCCCUUGGAAUCCUCCUUGUGCUCACAAACAACACACCUUCCCUUUCUUUCUCUCCUUCUCUCUCCGAACUCAAACCUAGAAAGCAAAGCUCACCACACUCUCUCGUUUGUUUGUUUCUUUGUUGCUAUUAUAGCAUGACCAAUAUUGUUCCAAACAACAACUUUUGCUGAGAAGGGGUUGUAAGUUUCUUGCUGUUUUGUACACCCAAAAGGAAAAAGAAAGAAAACAAAACAUAUGGCAUCACCUUCUGAACUAAUCCUAGACUGCAAACCACACAGUUAUUCUAUGCUAUUGAAAUCUUUUGGAGAUCAGAAGAUUGAUCAAACCCAGAAGCUUGAAGAUUUCCUUUCUCGUCUCGAGGAAGAGCGCCUUAAGAUCGAUGCUUUCAAGCGCGAGCUUCCCCUUUGCAUGCAACUUCUUACCAAUGCUUUGGAGGCUUCAAGACAGCAACUACAGGCAUACCGAGCAAAUCAAGGAUCAAGACCAGUUCUUGAAGAAUUCAUACCCCUCAAAAACUCAAGCUCGGAGAACUCAGAGAAACCACAAAACAUAUCUGACAAAGCAAAUUGGAUGACAACUGCACAACUAUGGAGCCAAACAGGAAAUGAAACCAAAUCGCAAUCCUCAAUUACAUCCCCUAAAGAAACUGGUAUCGGUUUCAAUGUUUGUCCCAAGUUGGCCUUAGAUACCAAGCAGAGAAAUGGAGGAGCUUUCCUUCCAUUCUCCAAAGACCGAAACUCAUGCCCUCGUUCGACUUUACAAGCUCUCCCUGAUCUAGCUCUUGCUUCUGUCAAUAAAGAUAUGGAAGAUAAGAAAUGCUCAGAGACUGAAAAUAGGAUAUCUUGUCAACGGAGGGAGAACUCUGGCAACGCUGGUAACGGUGGAGUUUUGACUGAGCAAGGCAAAGGAACCAGUAACACAGCUGAUGGGCAGACAACAAAUACCAACACUAGUACAAACACUACUCAACCUCACAGGAAGGCUAGGCGCUGCUGGUCACCUGACUUGCAUAGGAGAUUUGUCAAUGCCCUCCAGAUGCUUGGUGGUUCUCAAGUUGCUACUCCAAAACAGAUCAGGGAGCUGAUGAAGGUUGAAGGUUUGACCAAUGAUGAAGUGAAAAGCCAUUUGCAGAAAUAUAGGCUGCAUACAAGGAGACCAAGCCCCAGUCCUCACGCAGCAGGAGCCCCAACACCCCAGCUUGUAGUCCUAGGUGGCAUCUGGGUCCCACCAGAGUAUGCCACUGCCGCAGCAGCCGCCCACAGUGGGGCCCCUACUCUGUAUGGCGCUCACCACCCAGUAGCUCCCCAUGCACCACCACCUCACUUUUGUGCGUCACCUGUGCCCCAAGAAUUCUACACCGUGGCUGCAAACCCAGCUCCAACUCCACCCCAGCUGCACCACCACACCCUCCACCACCAACUCCAUAUGUACAAGGCAACCUCACAGGCACACAGCUUACCGGAAUCCGACCUCAGGGGAGCCCGAGACCGCUCCGAGAGUAUCGAUGAUGGCAAGUCAGAGAACAGCAGCUGGAAAGGUGAGAGCGCCGAAAACGGUAGCGGAGGAGAUCAGAGAAAAGGGUUAGCUGCAAUGAGAGAAGAAGGUGAAGAAAGCAAUGGAAGUGAGAUCACUCUCAAAUUCUAAGAGAUUUAUAAGAGAGUUUUAGGGUUAGGGUUUAGGUAUUCCAUGUAAUUUUCUACAUAAUCGAUCAUAUGCUAUUAUUUUGAAAAAAAUAUAUAGAUAAAAUUUUUUAUGUUAAAUGUGAAGAGAGGGUAAAAAGGGCAUAAAAGAAAAGUGAGUGUUUGUUUCGUACUCAGUUGUUUUCCUUCUGUGCUUAAAUGUCUACUUGACAAACCGUCGAACGUUGGAUUAUUUGUUUUUGGCGUGUUAUGUGAUUUUUCGC